AUGGCACCCUGCUGCGGGCGAUGCCCCCUCAGCGGGCUGGGGAGAGCAGCAGUGGGCCUGGCACUGGCGGCCUGUCUGGCGGGUGCCUGGGCAGGCAUGACGCAGCUGGCGAAGGCGGCGCUGCGGGACUUCGAGUCACCGUUCUUUGUGGCUUGGCACUCGGCCAGCUGGAACCUCUUGCUCUUCCCCGGCUACUGCUCCUGCCGCCUGCUGAUCUCCAGCGAGAGGAGACUGCUGCUCAAACAGUUCCGCGAAUGUAGUCAUUUUCUCAGCCAGGACCCUUUCUCUCUCAGGAGACUCCUUAAGCAGACAGCCCCUUUCUCCAUCCUCUGGACACUAACUAACUACCUGUACUUAAUGGGGCUGAAGAACAUCAGUGCCACAGAUGUCUCUGCCCUUUUCUGCUGCAAUAAAGCUUUCGUCUUCCUGCUCAGCUGGAUCGUGCUGAAAGACCGGUUUAUGGGCGUCCGGAUCGUGGCUGCAAUCCUCUCCAUUACUGGGAUCGUGCUGAUCGCCUCCGUGGACGGUUUUCGCCGCGAUUCCAUCAUAGGGGUGGCGCUGGUCGUGGCAUCCGCAUCUACCUCUGCCCUUUAUAAGGUUCUGUUUAAGCUCCUACUUGGCAGGGUGAGCUGCAGGGAAGUGGCCUUCUUCCUCACUGCACUGGGUGCCUUCAACCUCCUCUUCCUCAGCUGGGUCGCUGUCAUCCUGUACAUCACUAGAGUGGAACACUGGCCCUCUGCCAGGGACGUACCCUGGCACCAACUGUGUGGACUGGCUGUUCUUCUCUCAGUAUUCAAUGUCGUGAUCAACUGUGGAGCUACUGUAACCUUCCCUGUCUUGGUGUCACUGGGAGUCUUUCUCAGCAUACCUGUAAACGCUGUCACUGAUAUUUAUUGCGGAGCGAUGCCAGGCCUUGGUGAAGUGAGGCUAGCUGCCCUUCUUGUCCUUUGCCUUGCCUUCUUGCUUCUGCUGCUGCCAGAGGAAUGGGACUCCAUCGCUCUGGAUCUCCUGACCAAGCUCAGAGGAGAGACUGCGAAGGGGGAACUGGGGCCCGAAAACACCGAGAGCGGGUCGCAGGUCGCCGGUCGGGGUCUACAUCAGGGUGGCUGGGGUGGGCUCCUUAGUCACCAGUCUGAGGAGCUCGUAGUGCCCUGUGGUUCUCAAUCCUUCUGCCAACGGGAACAUUUACUGUCCAUUGACUCUAUCCAGACACCUCAGGACUUUGAACACCUCCAUCAAAUCGUCUCUUAA
Rhincodon typus (whale shark) is the source of this 1251-nucleotide messenger RNA. RefSeq names its product putative thiamine transporter SLC35F3. NCBI's taxonomy places the organism in Eukaryota, Metazoa, Chordata, Chondrichthyes, Orectolobiformes, Rhincodontidae. Gene Ontology annotation, cellular component: membrane. The coding region runs from base 1 to 1251 and encodes 416 amino acids. The record is from RefSeq and is a predicted model, not a curated record. The transcript is spliced from 7 exons.